AUGCCCAACCUUCCAAUCACCUCAGACUGCAGCCUCAAGACGGAGCAAGAUGCAGCACUUUGCGCAAGUAGUAGUGUCAGUAACGAGGCAAACGAGGCAAACGAGGCAAAGUCCACCCCGAGUGAUCGAGAUGGCUCCGUUCGAGUCCACUCGGGAUCUGGUUUCCGCUUUGUAGUUCCCUUUCCUUGGAGACUUCAUCAGAUUCUGGACGAUAUGGAUGCAGCAGGAGACACUUCGAUAAUAUCUUGGGUACCCGAUGGUCGCCAUUUCCACGUGCACAAUCCCACCCUCUUUGUGCAAGAAAUCAUCCCCAAGUUCUUCAAGCAAAAGUCCUUCAAGUCGUUUCAACGUCAAUUGCACAUUUAUGGCUUUCAGCGAGCAGCGGACUUUCCCAAUCAAGGUGCCUAUUAUCACGACAAGUUUGUUCGAGGGAAUCGCAAGCUAGCGCUGGAAAUUACCCGCAUCAAGGCUCCACCAAGGCGAAGGAUGACCGCCAAGGCCGCUGCCGCUGCUUUGGAAGAAAAGAAGUUGCACGCAGUAGCUGCUGGAAUUGCCAAGGAAAUGUCCAUGCCCUUUGCUCGGCGAGAGAUACAACUACCCGCACCAAGACCACUCUCCAGUGACACUACGGAAUGGUUGAUUAGUGCUGGAGUUCCAUUUGCCGCACUUGAUCCUUAUCCAUUCCACCGAGGAAAGGAUUUGUCUCCGGACGCUUCUAUACUCGAAUGCGCUUCUGAGAUUGCCUCUAUUUUCAACAACUAA
Cylindrotheca closterium is the source of this 762-nucleotide messenger RNA. Lineage: Eukaryota; Bacillariophyta; Bacillariophyceae; Bacillariales; Bacillariaceae. The record is from the annotation of a GenBank genome assembly.